AUGGAAAAUUAUUUUCUGGUGUAUAUUCUUUUAGAGGGGAUCGUGAAAUAUUUAUCAAUUUGUAGAAUUAGAUUUGUAAAUUUAAUUUCUAUUAGAUUAAGUUGUUUUUUAUUAAGUUUAUAUUUUUUAUUAAAUAAUAUAGUUUAUUUUAUUGAAUUUGAAUUAGUUUCGUUAAAUUCUUUAAGAAUUGUUAUAACUUUAUUAUUUGAUUGAAUAAGGUUAUUAUUUAUAUCUUUUGUUUUAAUAAUUGCUUCUUUAGUUAUUUUUUAUAGAAAAGAAUAUAUAAGUAGAGAUGAAAAUAUUAAUCGAUUUAUUAUAUUAGUUUUGAUAUUUGUUUUAUCAAUAAUGAUAUUAAUUAUUAGUCCUAAUUUAAUUAGAAUUGUAUUAGGUUGGGAUGGUUUAUGAUUAGUUUCUUAUUGUUUAGUUAUUUAUUUUCAAAAUGUAAAAUCUUAUAAUGCCGGUAUAUUGACAGCAUUAUCAAAUCGUGUGGGAGAUGUAGCUUUAUUAUUAGCUAUUGCUUGAAUAUUAAAUUAUUGAGGUUGAAAUUAUAUUUUUUAUUUAGAAGUUAUAAAAAAUGUUUAUGAAAUAUUAAUAAUUGGAUUUUUAGUUAUGUUAGCUGCUAUAACUAAAAGAGCUCAAAUUUCUUUUUCAUCUUGGUUACCAGCCGCUAUAGCUGCUCCUACUCCUGUUUCUGCAUUGGUUCAUUCUUCUACUUUGGUUACAGCUGGGGUAUAUCUUUUAAUUCGAUUUAAUAUUUUAUUAAGAACUUCUUGAUUAGGUCAAUUAUUAUUAUUAUUAUCUGGUUUAACUAUAUUUAUAGCUGGUUUAGGGGCUAAUUAUACCCGAUACUCAAAAUGAGUAUUGGGGUAUAUUAGA
This is a messenger RNA of Drosophila pseudoobscura, 876 nucleotides long. RefSeq names its product NADH-ubiquinone oxidoreductase chain 5-like. Lineage: Eukaryota; Metazoa; Arthropoda; Insecta; Diptera; Drosophilidae. Gene Ontology annotation, molecular function: NADH dehydrogenase (ubiquinone) activity. The transcript is spliced from 2 exons. The record is from RefSeq and is a predicted model, not a curated record. Gene Ontology annotation, biological process: ATP synthesis coupled electron transport; electron transport coupled proton transport.